GUCGGACGCCCCCAUCUACUACGCUACUUAAAGUCUUAAUGGAGAUUGAAACCGGCAGGGAUUAUGCAUCUCUGCCACCCCCAGAUGUGGACACCCUGACCAAAGUUCAACAAGUCUAUCAUUGAACGCCGCUCACACCCCCGAUCAAUUGAGAAAAAGCCACAUCCCAAAGCUGCCACUUUGCAACAGACAAUCUUGACAGCUUUCAGGCCCUGGGACUUUUCCAACACCCAGAUUUCCUUCCAGGUCCCUGGUUGACCAGCUAUCUCCUAGACAGCCUUUUGUUGCACCUCUCCCAACGAGUCCCUCCGAAAUCCUCCACUCUUCUGACGACUUUCAACGUGUUCAUCUCCAUCCCUCCAUACAUCUUCCCUCGCCUCACGCGACCAUGAGGAUCAUGGUUCGCCACACUCCUUUUCUCCUCUUUCUCCUCUCCUCCCUAGCCACCAGUCACUCGACAAACUCACAGCCUCGAGACGUGUCAGUAGACAAGUUUAUCCAGAAUACCAGACAUCUGAAGGAUUCCCUGCCCCUGGCAGUAGUGGGCGGAAAGUCAGCUCCAAUUGGAACUGAGCAUGCUCCUGUGGAUGGCAGGGAUGGCAUGCCUCAUGAUGGCCCCUUUGUAGAGACUGGUGCGGAGCGAUCAAGAAAGAAGCAACUUUCCGACGACACCGAGACUGUGCCAGAGAAACCCAUCAAGAAAGAGCAAUACUCAAAAGGAGAUAUCCCCCAAUCCAACGAUGCAGUAAUGGACGAUCGACAUAGUUCCAAGCCUGCUGAAGGAACAAGAGGCACAGAGGGCGGCAUCUCUGGAAAAGGCAAACCAGGAUUUCUUUCCGAUAAGAAGCCCGAUCCUCCAAAGGAUGCGCGUCCACAUAGUCAAGAGCAAGAGGAGGUCAAAAUACCAACUGCUGAAGAUCCUAAGAGCAUCUUAAAGACCCCCGCUGAUCUGCCCGAGAAACCACACGAUAUUCCUCACCCUCAGAAUCCAUCCUCGCCCAAAGAUAAUGCUCUCCUCCAAGACCCAGACUCUGGAAAAGCAUCCAAGCACGACGAACAUGAGCCAGCUGUUAUUCAGCCGCUUCAUUCCUUACUACUCUCCUUCACUAUGAUUCUCUUCUCCGAGAUUGGCGACAAGACUUUCCUCGUUGCAGCCUUGAUGGCGAUGCGACAUCCCCGCUUGGUCGUCUUCACGGCAGCCUUUUCGGCCCUCGUCGCCAUGACCGUCCUCUCGGCCGUCCUGGGUCACGCUGUCCCAACUUUGAUCCCCAAAACAGUGACCAACUUCGCUGCAGCCGGUCUCUUCUUGGUCUUUGGUGUCAAAAUGCUGAUCGAAGCACGUGGCAUCAGUCCCGACGAGGGUGUCAGUGAGGAGAUGAAAGAAGUCGAAAUGGAAUUGGAAGAGAAAGAGCAAGAACAAAGACGACAUGCCCGCAGGCGCUCAUCCAACAUCUCGCCGUAUGCUCUGGAAGCCGGCCGCGGUGGUACUGGAAGGAAACAUACUAAUAGUCGUCUCCCUUCUCCCCCUGAAAGCCCAGCUAGUUCCCGGGAAUCUUCGCCGUCGAGGCAAUCUUCUCUCCGCAACUUUGCAACUGGUGUCAACAACCUGUUUUCGCUCCUAUUGAGCCCUGCGUGGGUACAGACCUUCAUCAUGACUUUCUUGGGUGAAUGGGGUGAUCGAUCUCAAAUUGCCACCAUUGCCAUGGCAGCAGGACAGGACUAUUGGUGGGUUACUGCUGGCGCAUUGGGCGGACAUUGUAUUUGUACCGGCGUGGCGGUCCUAGGAGGCAAGGCGAUUGCUGGUAAAGUGAGCCUUCGAACUGUAACUAUGGGCGGUGCGAUUGCGUUUCUGGUCUUUGGCGUCAUCUACUUGCUAGAAGCCGUGUAUUAGCAAAGGGCCUCGUCACACUUCAUUAUUGUUCCAACAACUCGGUUUCCUCUACAUAUACAACUGCCCAGCUUCCAUUUCCUUGAAUUCUCCACGGGACAGCAAUGAUCGCCGCUUCGACCGAUCCCAGCCUCGAGAGCCACGACCCUUAUUUUCAAUGAAGUUUUCAAAAGGUUGCAGGGCAAGCCGCGAACCUCUCCCUUGCGCGCCGGAGGGAAUAAAUACUUAUACAUUCUAUUCACCUUCGACUUCCCUUCCUAUCGAGAAGGAAACGGCAGGACUGAUGAGAAUAACACACACCUGGCUUCAUUAUACGACGUCAUGUCUGCGCAGCAAGCGAAGCCCACGACACUUACUCUGGAAGAGUUAGAUCUGAUGAUCCCGUAUCGGUCGCAUCAGUGGCCGCUCAAUCCCUCCCUAAACAUGUGUUGACUUGAGGAAACGUGAGUCUGGUGAUAUCCACGCCAGGUGGACGGACAAAGGCAUUAUUGUACGGUUGGAACGGAAGACAUGGUUGUUUGAAAAAGGAUUGCUCGGCGUACAGAUGGAUUGGUCAAGCUGUUUCGAAGAUGCAAGCCUGGUUUGUCAGUUGUAUUACUAUACACAGUCUGUACAUGUGGAGAUAGGUUUUUGGGACACCAGCAGCCCAAUGGCGCGGACAAGGAGUGAUAACAAUAUAUGGAUUGUAUGCGAUGGACUGGCGGAUAGCUGGCUGGCUGGCAGGAUGGUUAAAACGGAUAGUGACUGGUAUGGCCACAGGCGUAGAGCGACAGAAGAGGCAAAUAUAAAUGGAAAGGACAUGGAGAAUCUUCUUGAGCCCAUGGAGAUAGCGCAUACACGCACGUGUGAUAUAACGUGCCUUGGACAUA
Messenger RNA from Exophiala mesophila, 2757 nucleotides. RefSeq lists its product as uncharacterized. The transcript has 3 exons. The coding region runs from base 389 to 1891 and encodes 500 amino acids. Gene Ontology annotation, molecular function: calcium ion transmembrane transporter activity; manganese ion transmembrane transporter activity. Gene Ontology annotation, biological process: calcium ion transmembrane transport; Golgi calcium ion homeostasis; manganese ion transmembrane transport. NCBI's taxonomy places the organism in Eukaryota, Fungi, Ascomycota, Eurotiomycetes, Chaetothyriales, Herpotrichiellaceae. Gene Ontology annotation, cellular component: Golgi apparatus; fungal-type vacuole membrane. The record is from RefSeq and is a predicted model, not a curated record.